Brachypodium distachyon (stiff brome) is the source of this 3492-nucleotide messenger RNA. Its product is annotated as kinesin-like protein KIN-UB. Lineage: Eukaryota; Viridiplantae; Streptophyta; Magnoliopsida; Poales; Poaceae. The record is from RefSeq and is a predicted model, not a curated record. Gene Ontology annotation, biological process: microtubule-based movement. The transcript has 19 exons. Gene Ontology annotation, molecular function: ATP binding; microtubule binding; microtubule motor activity. The coding region runs from base 220 to 2973 and encodes 917 amino acids.
GCAGCAGAGCAGCCAUCAGCCAGCCAGCAUCUCCUCUCUCCCCCCCGCCUCCGUCCCCUCUCGCCGGCCCUCCGCCUUUGCUCGCUGCCGCUGGGCCCCGCGCGCCGCCCGCAUUUAUUCCCCGGCGUCCGUUCCCGUGUGCUGCCCUUUCCUCUCCUCUCGGCUCACCUUCCCCUCGUGAAUCGUGAUCUCUCUCCCGUGCUCGCUCGCUCCCUGAUAAUGGCGAGCGGUGUGAGGAACGGUGGUACGGGGAGGAUGAGCGGGAGGCUGGACAGGCAGCAGAGCUCCACCGCCACGCCCAAGGCGGCGCCGGGGAAGCCUCGCCUCUCCGCGGCCCCCGGCGGCGGCGGCAGCGCGUACCGGCGGACGAGCUCCGGCCCGCUCCCCUCUGCCGCCGGCGGCGGCGGCGGGCGCGCCUCAUCCGAGUCUGGAGUUUCUAGCAGAGUUAGAGUUGCUGUAAGGCUUAGGCCUCGGAAUGCAGAAGAGCAGGCAGCAGAUGCUGACUUCGCUGAUUGUGUUGAACUCCAGCCAGAGCUCAAAAGACUAAAGCUUCGGAAAAACAAUUGGGAGUCAGACACAUAUGAAUUCGAUGAAGUGCUUACAGAGUUCUCUUCACAGAAGAGAGUGUAUGAAGUUGUUGCUAAACCAGUUGUGGAGAGUGUUCUGGAGGGAUAUAAUGGUACAGUUAUGGCAUAUGGGCAGACUGGUACUGGCAAGACAUUUACGCUUGGAAGACUGGGUGAUGAAGAUACUGCUGCUCGGGGAAUUAUGGUCCGUGCAAUGGAGGAUAUCCUAGCUGAUAUAACGCCUGAGACUGAUACAGUGUCUCUAUCGUAUCUUCAGUUGUACAUGGAAAUGAUACAAGACCUCCUUGAUCCUGUAAAUGACAACAUAGCCAUUGUAGAGGACCCAAGGACAGGAGAUGUUUCAUUGCCUGGGGCCACAGUAGUUGAAGUUAGAGAUCAGAAGAGCUUUAUGGACCUUUUAAGGAUCGGUGAAGCUCAUCGUGUUGCUGCAAACACAAAGUUAAAUACAGAGUCAUCUCGUAGUCAUGCAAUCCUCAUGGUAAAUGUCAGAAGGGCUGUGAAAGGUCGGAAUGAAAUGGAUGUUAGUAUGUCUGCUGAAAAUGGACAUUCAUCAUCCAUGGUGGGAUCUUUCCGACCACCUAUUGUUCGGAAAAGCAAGCUUGUAGUUGUAGACCUAGCAGGUUCUGAGCGAAUAGACAAGUCAGGAAGUGAGGGUCAUACGCUAGAAGAGGCAAAGUCUAUCAACUUGUCCCUAAGUUCACUGGGAAAAUGCAUCAAUGCACUUGCUGAAAGCAGCGCACAUGUACCUGUUCGUGAUUCCAAGCUUACCAGGUUGCUUAAAGAUUCAUUUGGAGGCACGGCAAGAACAUCAUUGGUUGUAACAAUUGGUCCAUCUCCAAGACAUCGGGGGGAGACUACAAGUACAAUAAUGUUUGGACAAAGAGCAAUGAAGGUUCAGAACAUGGUGAAAUUGAAGGAAGAAUUUGACUACAAAAGUUUAUGCAGGAGGCUUGAUAUCGAAUUGGAUAAGUUAAUUGCAGAAAAUGAACGGCAACGGAAAUAUUUUGAUGACGAAGUUGAAAGAAUAACAGCAGAAGCUCAAUUCCGUAUUGCUGAGGCUGAAAGGGAAUGCAAAAUUGUUCUUGAGAAUGAGAAAAUGAAGUACCAUCAAGAAUACUUGGACUCCAUAAAGAUACUAGAGGAGAAGUGGAAAGUGCACCAACAAUCACCCAAGAAACAGAUUAAAGAGACUGAAUCUACUUCAAAUGGGGAAGUGCAGAACUUACUCCAGAAUGAGAAAGUGUUACGCCAAUCUGCUGAAGAUGAGUCCAAUGAUCUUAAGAAUCAAUUAUCGCACUGGAAAAAGAUGGAGGCUACAGCUACUGCUGAAGUUGUGAGACUCCGGAAAAUGCUGGAUACUGAAGCUAGUCAAAAGGAGAAACUCGAAGAAGAAAUAGGUGUUCUAAAAAGUCAGUUAAUGCAGUUGAGUCUGGAUGCUGAUGAGACGAGAAUAAGCCUCGACACAGGAGAUGGACCUGGAAAAAUAUUUCCUGGGUUAGAUUCUUUGAUGUCUCAUACUCGGAGUUCGCAGCCUAGAGAGCAAAGCAAUGGACCUAAGGCACCUGUCGCUAAACUCUUUGAACAAGUUUCUCCGCAAACUGUUCCAGUCGGAUUACAGAAGAUACUGUCAUUGCUUGAAUCGGAAGAACCUGAUGUUCGUAUUCACGCAGUGAAAGUUGUCGCAAACCUGGCAGCUGAAGAGGCAAAUCAAGAAAAGAUUGUAGAAGCAGGUGGCCUUACUUCCCUCCUAAUGCUGCUUAGGAGCUCUGAGGAUGAAACCAUACGCAGAGUAGCAGCAGGAGCAAUUGCUAAUCUUGCAAUGAAUGAAACAAAUCAAGAUCUUAUCAUGGCUCAAGGUGGUGUAACCUUGUUGUCAAUGACCGCAUCAGAUGCAGAGGAUCCACAAACUCUAAGAAUGGUGGCUGGUGCAAUUGCUAACCUGUGUGGCAAUGACAAACUUCAAACUCGUUUGAGAGGAGAAGGUGGCAUUAAGGCAUUGCUGGGGAUGGUUAAGUGUGGCCACCCUGAUGUCCUUGCUCAAGUUGCUCGUGGCAUUGCAAACUUCGCAAAAUGUGAAUCUAGGGCAGCUACUCAAGGAAACAAGGUUGGGAGAUCAUUGUUGGUCGAUGAUGGGGCACUUCCUUGGAUUGUAAAGAAUGCGAACAAUGAAGCUGCUCCAAUUAGGCGGCACAUUGAGCUUGCACUGUGCCAUUUGGCACAACAUGAGGUAAAUGCCAAGGAUAUCGUCAGCGAAGGUGCACUCUGGGAACUUGUUCGAAUCUCGAGGGAUUGUUCUCGAGAAGACAUAAGGAUGUUGGCAUACCGCACACUGACAUCUAGUCCCAUUCUACAAUCAGAGAUGAGAAGACUGCGAAUAGAAUGUUGAUAGAAUAACCAAAAGAUGCUACUGGGUCUCACUGCCUGGAGUUACAUUCCUCGUACAAGAAUAGGUGAGCCGCCAUGCCGAGUGCCGGUGAUCAAGCAUAUGGACGGUUGAUAUACCCAGUUUUUGCAAGCCUACAUGGGUGGGCCACUGGAUUUGUCUCAACUGGCAAGGGUCUGCGCAUCUAUUAUCUUCGAGAGUUCAUUUUUGCCGAAACUCUUGGUAGCAACUCAUCUGUUCUAAUCCUACUACGCAAGGUUUUUUUUCCACUUUUAGUUAAUGUAGUUUGUAAUAUUAUUCUUGUAAAAUGAUCAUCAGGGCCAAACUAAUCCUGUUUGGUAGAGGGAGAGAGAGUAAGAGAGUGCAGAUAGUUACGAGACUUGGCAUAUGAACUGUUCAUACUUGUAUUCAGUACAUUGUACAGUAGCCAAUGUUUUGACUGUCAACUUGUUACUGCGAAAGUGUGAGGUCAGCUUCUUAUGAUCAUGUAUGUUCUGCACGAUCCAUAUGAGCAUUUCAAAA